Molecule: messenger RNA, 2703 nt
Organism: Oncorhynchus masou masou (cherry salmon)
Lineage: Eukaryota; Metazoa; Chordata; Actinopteri; Salmoniformes; Salmonidae
Product: sushi domain-containing protein 5-like
Exons: 5
Coding region: 1-2703 (900 amino acids)
Biological process (GO): Notch signaling pathway; cell adhesion
Molecular function (GO): hyaluronic acid binding
Source: RefSeq, a predicted model, not a curated record
AUGAUGGCACGACGCAUUGACCAAAACCUGGUUUUCUCGUCCAUGUUUGGAUGCUUGGUUUGGCUAACGGUGGUUUCUGUCGUUCACGCAGACGGUCGUGUGUUUCUAUUGGACCAGAGAAACACGUCUGACUCUGGGGGAUCGGCCGAGGCAGAACAUGUGUGUGCUGUCCAUGAUGCCCGGCUUGCGUCGACCGAGGAGCUGCGUCACGCCGUGGUGGAGUGUUCCUUCUCUGCCUGCACACGAGGAUGGCUGGACGGGGGCUUCGUGGGGACUACAGUGUGCAGUGAUCAGGGCAGUGCUCUGAAGGCAGUGGAUGUGAAGAUAGAGAACGCUACAGAGGACAACACACACCUGGAUGUGUUCUGUGUCAAAGACAAAGGUGGACCAUGUGGCGAUCCCCCUGCGUUCCCCAACACGCGUCUCCAGGGCCACACAGGGUUUGAGAUAGGGGACGAGCAGCUGUACUCUUGUCUUCCUGGUCAUGUGAUGCCCAGCGGCCACUCAGCAUUCAGCCUGCUGUGUGACAGCUGUGGAGAGUGGUAUGGACUGGUACAGCUUUGUAGCAAAUACAAGACAGAGACACACAUCGACUAUGAAGACAAGUUCACUGAUCACGAUCACCACCUCUCCUACGACACCCCUGCAGAGGAGGAGAACACAGAGGAGGAGAACACUGAGGAGGAGAACACAGAGGAGGAUAACACAGAGGAGAAGAACACAGAGGAGGAACUGCUAGAGGAGGAGAACACAGAGGAGAAGAACACAGAGGAGGAACUGCUAGAGGAGGAGAACACAGAGGAGGAACUGCUCGAGGAGGAGGUGGACACAGAAGAAGAGGAGCACAGCGAUCAGGAGCAACAAGAGGCCAGCUUCAGUGUGGAGGGAGAAGAGGAGGAGGAGGCAGAAGGAGAGGAGGCGGCAGGAGGAGAGGAACAGUCUUUGGGAGAGGAGGAGCAGCAAGGGGAGGAGGUGGGAGGAGGAAUGGAGGAAGAGGUGGAAGAGUCAACAGACCCUCCCGUUGAGAAGGAGGAGCAGGUGGAGGAGAUGGGCGUGUCAGAGGUGACUGAGGCGCCAGUCUCCCUGAUAUCUCAGAAGCACCUGUUCUGGUUCCCCUCAGAGGCCAUCCAGGAGGCGGGACAUGUGGAACCCACCCACCCGCUAGUCACACAGGACACACACACUGAGGGGGACAACCGUGUCAGGGCCUCCGGCAGCGAAUUAAUGGAGGGCAAGCAAGACGACAGCCAACCGGAGGAGACGAAGGAUUAUGACAGCCAUGAGGGUCACUUCCAACAACCAAUUGACCCCGUUGACCAUGAUGACCAUCACCACGACGACCAUGAUGACCACGAAGAUGACGUUGACCAUGAUGACCAUCACCACGACGACCAUGAUGACCACGAAGAUGACCAUGAACGUAUUGACCGGGAACAUGACGAUCAACGUGAACGUCACCACUAUGACCACGACGGUCCAACAGAUCCUGGCCACGAUGAAAGCUAUGGCAGUGAAGACGCCCACCGUGAGGACCAAGGAGAACACGAGGAGGAUGACCAUGAGAAGGCUGGUCGGUACGAUGACGUGGGCGAGGAGCAUUACGACAUGGGUGAACACGAGGAGGACCAAAACCACGGUGCACAUGAUGACCACGAAGACCACGAAGGUCAUGACCGCGGUGAUGUAACCGAUCACCAUGACGACCACGGACAUGUCCAUGAUCACCUUGAUGAAGACCAGAGUGAACAUGAAGAUGAUCGUAGUGACCCUAACAGUCACGACCAUCACUACGACGACCAUAAUUAUGAUGAGUAUGUGAUCCCCCCCGUCGGCAUGACAACAGGCGAGCCUCAGAACGUAACUCAUGAGGAGACGGGAGCAAAACCCACAGCCAGCUCAGACGAGACCUGGUUGGACGGCUACCCUGUUAGUCAGGAGGAGACCGACGCGGAUAAAGUGGGCGGUGGAUCCUCAGAGGAAGGGGUGGAGCUUGAGGAGGAAGAGAAGGGUGUUGUGGUUGUCGGGGUGACUGACCGGCCCAAUGAGGUGGAGUUGAGUCGUCCCACCCCGUUCACUGGAGUCCCCCAGGUCCCCCUGUCCCCCACACAGGGGGCGAACCCUGUAGAGCAGGAUCAGGACCAGGGCUUGGUGGGAGGACUCACCCCUACAGCCUCAUCCGACCUUCCUCUCUCCCCCGAGGCCACGGCUUCAGAUUCACAUUCAGCCGACUACGCCACCCCCUCUCUGACGUCAUCACUGGAUGAUGUUGCCUCCGGCAACACAGCCAGGCAUUCUCCCACAGACUCCUGGGAAACCUCGGAUCACGUGCACCCUUUCCUGGAGCACGGCCCCUUCCCCACAGCGUGGACUGAUGACGUCAUCGACGAGGAGGAACGUUCGGCCCAGCACAACCUGACUCGACAUAGCGGGGAGAUGGAGGGUGAGGAGGGGGAGAGCGAAGGUGAGACGGGGGAGACAGGGUGUACUGGGGGAGAGGAGGACUGCCCUCCUCCCCCUCCUCCCUCCUCCGGCAGGGGCUCCACGGUUGCAGCCAUUGUGGUUGCCGUGUGCACGGUUGCCGUGGCAGCCACCAUCGGGGCGUGGUGUUACCGGCGGAAACAGCAGAAGAGCUCGAUGUACGAGAUGAACGGGAAGGGUCAGAGCAGACAUGGACAACAGAUAGAGAUGCAACAGAAAGUCUAA